Nycticebus coucang (slow loris) is the source of this 2756-nucleotide messenger RNA. RefSeq names its product peptidyl arginine deiminase 3 (gene PADI3). The coding region runs from base 41 to 2035 and encodes 664 amino acids. The record is from RefSeq and is a predicted model, not a curated record. Gene Ontology annotation, molecular function: protein-arginine deiminase activity; calcium ion binding. The transcript has 16 exons. Gene Ontology annotation, cellular component: cytoplasm. NCBI's taxonomy places the organism in Eukaryota, Metazoa, Chordata, Mammalia, Primates, Lorisidae.
AGUGUUGGGGUUGGUGGCUGUAGGCCCGUCCGAGGCCAGCAUGUCGCUGCAGAGGAUGGUGCGUGUGUCCCUGGAGCAUCCCACCAGCGCCGUGUGUGUGGCUGGCGUGGAGACCCUCGUGGACAUUUAUGGGUCGGUACCCGAGGGCACAGAGAUGCUCGAGGUCUAUGGGACCCCAGGUGUGGACAUCUACAUCUCUCCCAACUCAAGGCGGGGCCGGGAGCGCGCAGAUGCUAGGCGGUGGCACUUUGAUGCGAGUUUGGAGAUCAUUGUGGUCAUGAACUCCCCCAGCAACGACCUCAAUGACAGUCAUGUUCAGAUUUCCUACCAUUCCAGCAAGGAGGCUCUGCCCCUGGCCCACGCAGUGCUCUACCUCACCUGUGUUUACAUCUCUCUGGAUUGUGACCUGAAUUGUGAAGGCAGGCAGGACAGGAAUUUUGUGGACAAGCGGCAGUGGGUCUGGGGGCCCAGCGGAUAUGGUGCCAUCUUGCUGGUGAACUGUGACCGUGAUGAUCUGAGUUGUGAUGACCAGGACAAUUGUGACCAGCGUGUGCGCUGCCUGCAAGACCUGGAAGAUAUGUCUGUCAUGGUCCUGCGGACCCAGGGCCCUGCUGCCCUCUUCGAUGACCACAAACUUGUCCUCCACACCUCCACCUAUGAUGCUGAGCGGGCCCAGGUCUUCCAUGUCUGUGGUCCUGAGGACUCAUGCGAGGCCUACAGGCACGUGCUGGGCCAAGACAAGGUGUCGUAUGAGGUAUCCCGCCUCAAUGGGGACGAGGAACUCUUCUAUGUGGAAGGCCUCUCCUUCCCCGAUGCUGGCUUCACAGGUCUCGUCUCCUUCCAUGUCACGCUGUUGGAUGACUCCAAUGAGUAUUUCUCCCAGUCCCCAAUCUUCACUGACACUGUAGUGUUCCGUGUGGCACCCUGGAUCAUGACGCCCAGCACCCUGCCGCCCCUGGAGGUGUACGUGUGCAGUGUGAAGAACAACAUGUGUUUCGUGGAUGCGGUGGCAGAGCUGGCCAGGAAGGCCGGCUGCCAGCUGACCGUCUGCCCACAGGCCGAAAACCGCAACGACCGCUGGAUCCAGGACGAGAUGGAGCUGGGCUACGUUCAGGCACCACACAAGACCUUCCCGGUGGUCUUCGACUCCCCACGGAAUGGGGAACUGCAGGACUUCCCUUACAAAAGAAUCCUGGGUCCAGAUUUUGGUUAUGUGACUCGGGAACCACGAGACAGGUCUGUGAGCGGCCUGGACUCCUUCGGGAACCUGGAGGUCAGCCCCCCAGUGGUGGCCAAUGGGAAAGAGUACCCCCUGGGGCGGAUCCUCUUUGGAGGCAACCUGCCUGGGUCAAGAGGCCGCAGGGUCACCCAGGUUGUGCGGGAAUUCCUCUAUGCCCAGAAGGUGCAGCCCCCCAUCGAGCUUUUUGUGGACUGGUUGGCUGUGGGCCACGUGGAUGAGUUCCUAUGCUUUGUCCCUGCCCCCGAUGGGAAGGGUUUCCGGAUGCUCCUGGCCAGCCCUGGGACCUGCUUCAAGCUCUUCCAGGAAAAGCAGAAGUGGGGCCAUGGCAGGACCCUCCUGUUCCAGGGGGUUGUUGGCGAUGAUCGAGUCAAGACUGUGUCCAUCAACCAGGUGCUCUCCAAUGAAAGACUCAUCUCCUAUAAUAAGUUUGUGCAGAGCUGCAUCGAUUGGAACCGUGAGGUGCUGAAGCGGGAGCUGGGCCUGGCAGAGCGUGACAUCAUCGACAUCCCCCAGCUCUUCAAGAUGGAGAGGAAAAAGGCAACGGCCUUCUUUCCUGACUUGGUGAACAUGCUGGUGCUGGGGAAGCACCUGGGCAUCCCCAAGCCCUUCGGGCCCAUCAUCAACGGCCGCUGCUGCCUGGAGGAGAAGGUGCGGUCCCUGCUGGAGCCGCUGGGCCUCCACUGCACCUUCAUCGACGACUUCACUCCCUACCACAUGCUGCACGGGGAGGUGCACUGCGGCACCAACGUGCGCCGGAAGCCCUUCUCCUUCAAGUGGUGGAACAUGGUGCCCUGAGCCAGCACCCACCGGCCGUCCUCCUCCACCAUGGGCAUCAGCCCGGGAGAUAGAGACUGAGAUAGGCCCCUGGAUAAUAAACACCAAGAGACCCCAAGGUUCCAGAUGGAACCCUGAGGGUGACCGUCCCUCUCAGAAGCCUUUUCCCUGGAUGUGUCCACACCUCACCUACAACCUAUUUGGUUCUCUGACUUGAAUCCUCUUGGCCUCCCAAAAAGAAGAACCUCAUUUCUUAGGGCUGCUCAUGUGGAUCAACAUUGCCCAUGGGGUCUUCCUCAAACAUCUCCCUUUCCACUCUCAAAUCCUCCAUCUGGGGGCAAAUUCAUGUUGGGGCCUAGAAACCCAGGAGAGACCGUGAUUCUGCUCUGGUCUGACUGCCCCCAGCUCGGUAGAGGAACAAUGGCUAAGUCAGACCACUUUGCACCUGAACAGGAGAGAUUCUGCCCAAAUCCUCCCCCCUGGGAGUCCCUUUAGAUCAAGGUGGGACCACUGUUCCCACUGACAAGCUCCUGACCAGACGUUGAUCCCUGCCCAGCAUCUGGCAUGCACUGUCACCCAGUAGGAGCUUCUAGAUGCCUAUUGUCUCUUAGCCUUAGAAACUUUCCACCAUCUGACAUUCAGCAAUCCAGCUUUAUCCAGAAUCCUCAUGGAAUUUCCUAGAGUUGGAAGUAUCUAGGGGAUGCUGGCUGUUAGGAAGACUGGGUAAAGGGCGGAAAGUGUC